Messenger RNA from Lactuca virosa, 1622 nucleotides. The record is from the annotation of a GenBank genome assembly. NCBI's taxonomy places the organism in Eukaryota, Viridiplantae, Streptophyta, Magnoliopsida, Asterales, Asteraceae.
AACACACGACAGUGCCCGACUCAACCAUUUUUACACAGCAACAAAGCUCUCCAUAGAGGUGAAGAAAACCUAAUCAAUGGUUGUUUUAAGCUUCAACACCGAGAUCUCACUGAUUUCUUUUUGAAACUUUGAUUUAUCUCUGAAAACUUGGUUUCAAUCCGAUAACAUGCGGUCAAAAGACAGAAUUUCCUACUUCUACGAUGGGGAUGUUGGUAAUGUUUACUUUGGACCUAAUCAUCCGAUGAAGCCCCCAUCGAUUAUGUAUGACUCAUCAUUUGGUGCUUUCAUAUGAUCUUCACAAGAAGAUGGAAAUCUAUAGGCCUCAUAAGGCAUAUCCAGUUGAGCUAGCUCAAUUUCACUCAGCCGAUUAUGUGGAGUUCUUGCAGCGUAUAAAUCCUGACACACAACAGUUGUUUCCAGAAGAAAUGGCAAAAUUUAAACUUGGAGAAGACUGCCCUGUUUUUGAUGACUUAUUCGAAUUUUGCCAAAUAUAUGCUGGUGGAACAAUCGAUGCUGCACGCAGAUUAAACAAUCAACUCUGUGACAUUGCAAUAAACUGGGCUGGAGGAUUACACCAUGCAAAAAAAUGUGAAGCAUCUGGAUUUUGUUACAUCAAUGACUUGGUUUUGGGAAUCUUGGAGCUUCUUAAAUAUCAUGCAAGAGUUCUUUACAUUGACAUUGAUGUUCAUCAUGGAGAUGGUGUAGAAGAAGCCUUUUAUUUCACUGAUAGAGUGAUGACUGUUAGUUUUCACAAAUAUGGAAAUAUGUUCUUUCCUGGAUCAGGUGAUGUUAAGGAAAUUGGGGAAAGAGAAGGAAAGUUUUAUGCGAUUAAUGUUCCUUUGAAGGAUGGUAUAGAUGAUGGAAGCUUUACUCGAUUGUUUAAAACAAUUAUUGCGAAAGUUGUUGAAACAUAUCAACCAGGUGUAAUAGUUCUCCAAUGUGGAGCAGAUUCACUUGCUGGAGAUCGAUUGGGAUGCUUUAAUCUCUCAAUAGAUGGACAUGCUGAAUGUGUUAGAUUUGUUAAAAAGUUUAAUUUGCCUCUACUGGUAACUGGAGGUGGAGGAUAUACAAAAGAGAAUGUUGCUAGGUGUUGGACUGUUGAAACAGGAGUUCUUUUAGACACAGAGCUUCCUAAUGAGAUCCCAGAUAAUGACUAUAUCAAGUAUUUUGCUCCAGAGUGUUCUUUAAGGAUUCCAACUGGUCAUAUUGAAAAUUUUAAUAGCAAGUCUUAUUUAGGAACUAUAAAGAUGCAAGUUUUGGAAAAUCUACGUUCCAUUCAACAUGCCCCAAGUGUACAAAUGCAAGAGGUUCCACCGGAUUUUUAUAUUCCUGAUUUUGAUGAAGAUGAGAAGAACCCUGAUGAAAGAAACGAUCAACAUACGCAAGACAAGCAUAUCCAACGUGAUGAUGAAUACUAUGAAGGAGAUAAUGACAAUGAUCAUAACAUGGAUGAUGUUUAGUUAGAAUGUUAGAUACUACUACUCACAAUGGACAACAAUUAUUCUAGUAUUUCAUUUUAGGGUAGACUGUAUGUAGAGUAGAUAUUACAAAAAUUAUGCUUCUUUUUAACUAACUGUUUUGGAACACUCACUACAAAGAAAAGAAUCAAUCCACACAAAAUC